AUGAUUUCAAACAAUUCAAAUAAUUUCCAUUGACUGCGAUAAUUUGAACUGUCAUCGCUCGAUGGCGUGGAUAUCGUUUCGUAUGUUUUAAUCUGUCAAAAUUACUGAUUGCAAACAAAAGUAUAUGUAAGUGAUUCACUUUUUGUGAUUUGAUUUUAUUUAAAUGACCAAUGAUGAGAUCAAAAUCAAGGAUCUUGAUUAAAUAAGAGAAAAUGAAAUUCAAUAAUGCACACAUGAAAUUCUGUGGUGCAUGCAUUUUAAUUUCAUUCGCAACAACAUGCUUGAUAAGCAUUUUACUCACAGCCUCUCCCGAGAGCUGUGAUUGCAGUAGUUCACCGCGUACUGCACAACAAAUUCAUUUGGAUAAAAAUGAUGUUUCAAAUUCAAAUGCAAAUAAGCCAAAACUAGCAAUAUUAGUGCCAUUUCGUGAUCGAUUCGAUGAGCUAUUACAGUUUGCACCGCACAUGACAGCAUUUUUAAAUCAACAAUCAAUACCACAUCAUAUAUUUGUGUUGAAUCAAGUGGAUCGCUAUCGUUUCAAUCGUGCAUCGUUGAUAAACGUUGGAUUUGUGUACACAAAAAAUGACCACGACUAUAUUGCCAUGCAUGAUGUUGAUUUGCUACCAUUAAAUAAUCAAUUGCACUAUGAAUAUCCAAAAGAUGGACCAUUUCAUGUUGCUGCACCAGAUUUACAUCCAAAAUAUCAUUACAACACAUUUGUCGGCGGCAUUUUAUUAGUGAAACGUGAACAUUUUGAACUAAUGAAUGGCAUGUCCAAUCGAUAUUGGGGAUGGGGACUCGAAGACGAUGAAUUUUAUGUUCGUAUAAAAGAUGCCAAGCUACCAGUUGUACGACCCAUUAAUAUUACAACCGGAAUAAAUAAUACAUUUGCACAUAUACAUGAUCGAGCACAUCGCAAACGAGACACAGCGAAAUGUUUUAAUCAAAGAGAGGUGACUAGGAAACGUGAUCGUGAGACCGGACUGUCCUCACUUAAUUAUAGAAUAAGCAGCAUAAAUAAAUUACGAAUCGAUGAUGUGGUUAAUGUAACGAUUGUUAAUAUUCAAUUGAUUUGCAAUCAUCAAGAGACCCCAUGGUGCGACUGUAGUAAUGAAAAGAAAUUAUAGACUAAAAAACAUUUUGAUUGACAUACGAUUCAAUAAAUUCGUCAAAAUUUGUAUUAUUUAAAGCA
Contarinia nasturtii (swede midge) is the source of this 1192-nucleotide messenger RNA. It is a transcript of the gene beta4GalT7, whose product is annotated as beta-1,4-galactosyltransferase 7. The coding region runs from base 213 to 1127 and encodes 304 amino acids. Gene Ontology annotation, molecular function: xylosylprotein 4-beta-galactosyltransferase activity. Gene Ontology annotation, biological process: carbohydrate metabolic process; proteoglycan biosynthetic process. The transcript has 3 exons. The record is from RefSeq and is a predicted model, not a curated record. Lineage: Eukaryota; Metazoa; Arthropoda; Insecta; Diptera; Cecidomyiidae.